Molecule: messenger RNA, 4117 nt
Organism: Salmo salar (Atlantic salmon)
Lineage: Eukaryota; Metazoa; Chordata; Actinopteri; Salmoniformes; Salmonidae
Product: E3 ubiquitin-protein ligase CHIP
Biological process (GO): positive regulation of proteolysis; proteasome-mediated ubiquitin-dependent protein catabolic process; protein quality control for misfolded or incompletely synthesized proteins
Cellular component (GO): cytoplasm; Z disc
Molecular function (GO): ubiquitin protein ligase activity; protein-folding chaperone binding
Source: RefSeq, a predicted model, not a curated record
UCAAAACAUUAGCUAGUUAGCUGGCUACGCACUAGCGUAUCCUCCCAGCUAAAAUAAUACUACAGACUACACUAUGUCAAAUAAUAGCAAUUGAUUAUACACAUGUUUAGAUAGCUGUGCUUUUCGUUAUCGUCAGGCAGUUCGCUAGCUAGCUAUAUUCCAAAAUAUUCAACUGUCUGCGUUGGAAGAGGUAGACAGACGAGCUGUGUGGGAGGAGGCCAAAACCAGGACAAGAGCGAAGUCGGAGAGGCCGCUUGACACCUGAGGGGAGGACAUUGAAACGCCAGCCGCAGCCCGGCCUGAGACACGGGUAACAGGAUAGGGAAGCAGAGCGGAGAGGCUGCCGCCACAGCGGGGCCUGCGGACAAUAUGGCGGGCAGCCCCGAGAAGAGUGUCUCGGCGCAGGAGUGGAAGGAGCAGGGCAACCGCCUCUUCCUCAGCCGCAAGUACCAGGAGUCGGCCGCCUGCUACAGCAAAGCCAUUAAGCGGAACCCCUCAGUGUCUGUGUACUACACCAACCGGGCAUUGUGCCACGUGAAGCUGCAGCAACACGACAAGGCCCUGGCCGACUGCAAGCAGGCGCUGGAGCUGGACCCCCAGUCAGUCAAGGCCCUCUUCUUCCUGGGUCAGUGUCACCUGGAGAUGGAAAACUACGACGAAGCCAUCGGCAACCUGCAGAGAGCAUAUAACCUGGCGAAAGAGCAACGGUUGAACUUUGGCGACGACAUUCCCAGUGCCCUCCGGAUAGCCAAGAAGAAGCGCUGGAACAGCAUCGAGGAGAAGCGCAUUAACCAGGAGAACGAGCUGCAUGCCUAUCUCACCAAACUCAUCCUGGCAGAGAAAGAGAGGGAACUGGAUGACAGCAGAGAGGAACAAGAUGCCAAGUCGGAGGAAUGCAGAAGCCGACACGACCUCACUAAGUUCCACUCCAAACACGACAAGCACCUGUCAGACAUGGAGGAGCUCUUCUCUCAGCUGGAUGAGAAGAGGAAGAAAAGGGAGAUCCCAGACUACCUGUGUGGAAAGAUCAGCUUUGAGUUGAUGAGGGAGCCCUGCAUUACACCCAGUGGGAUCACUUAUGACCGCAAAGACAUUGAGGAGCACCUACAGCGAGUGGGCCAUUUUGACCCGGUGACACGCAGCCCUCUGACUCAAGACCAGCUGAUCCCUAAUCUGGCCAUGAAAGAGGUCAUCGAUGCUUUCAUCAUGGAGAAUGGAUGGGUGGAGGACUACUGAACGAAGGAGGGAGAGAGGGAGAGUAGGAAUCAUUCCAAAAGAAGAACCAGACAUUAAAAGAUGACAACAAACCAAACAAGUAUGAUCUGCACUUUAAAGCUGAGGCCACACCACAGACUGACAUACCUUCAGUAGGACUGAGACUACACCACAGACUGAUACACCUUCACUAGGACUGACACUACACCACAGAUUGACACACCUUCACUAGAACUGAGACUACACCACAGAGUGAUACACCUUCACUAGAACUGAGACUACACCACAGAUUGACACACCUUCACUAGAACUGAGACUACACCACAGACUGAUACACCUUCCCUAGGACUGAGACUACACCAGACUGACACCACUUCACUAGGACUGAGACUACACCACAGACUGAUACACCUUCACUAGGACUGAGACUACACCAGACUGACACCACUUCACUAGGACUGAGACUACACCAGACUGACACCACUUCACUAGGACUGAGACUACACCAGACUGACACCACUUCACUAGGACUGAGACUACACCAGACUGACACCUUCACUAGGACUGAGACUACACCACAGAUUGACACAACUUCACUAGGACUGAGAUUACACCACAGACUGACACACCUUCACUAGGACUGAGACUACACCACAGACUGACACACCUUCACUAGGACUGAGACUAGACCACAGACUGACACACCUUCACUAGGACUGAGACUAGACCACAGACUGAUACACCUUCACUAGGACUGAGACUAGACCACAGACGGACACACUUUCACUAGGACUGAGACUACACCACAGACUGAUACACCUUCACAAGGACUGAGACUACACCACAGACUGAUACUCUUUCACUAGGACUGAGACUACACCACAGACUGACACACCUUCACUAGGACUGAGACUACACCACAGACUGAUACACCUUCACUAGGACUGAGACUACACCAGACUGAUACACCUUCACUAGGACUGAGACUAGACCACAGACUGAUACACCUUCACUAGGACUGAGACUAGACCACAGACUGAUACACCUUCACUAGGACUGAGACUAGACCACAGACUGAUACACCUUCACUAGGACUGAGACUAGACCACAGACUGAUACACCUUCACUAGGACUGAGACUAGACCACAGACUGAUACACCUUCACUAGGACUGAGACUAGACCACAGACUGAUACACCUUCACUAGGACUGAGACUACACCAGACUGAUACACCUUCACUAGGACUGAGACUAGACCACAGACUGAUACACCUUCACUAGGACUGAGACUACACCACAGACUGAUACUAGGACUGCCAUUAAAUCUCCUGUUGAUCUAUACAUCUCUCUCUCUGUUUCCAUCAUUGUCCUUUUCCCCCCAUUUAUUUUGUGUCUCUCAGCUGCUCAUACUAGUCAGAUCCAACAAUCAGGACACGCUACCAAACAUUGCACCGAAUCAGAGCACAUCAUUCAACAACAGGACCCAAUCAGAAUAUAGUACACAACACCUUGGGCCAAUCGCUUGAACGUUACUCAGAACAACCAAUCAUAUUGCAGACCACUAAACCCAGCGGCCCAAUCACAUCCUAGACCUCGAGUCUACAAGUGCAGCGAUUGACCAAUCAGGGCUAAAUGUACUUUACUUGUGGUGAUGCUCCACAACUUGUCUUCUAUUUUAAAUCUCCUUUUCUAUGGGGAAGAGGACUGUCUGAGGCACCGCCAUGUUUUCUCCACUCUCCAUUGUAGUCCUCUUGAGUGGCCUGUAGAUGGUCCAAUGUAGUCCUCUUGAGUGAUGGGCCAAUUUUAAACCCAAGCUGAUUUCUUACCACUACAAUGCAGCACUUCUCUAUAUCCUCUUGGAGGGCUGAAAAUACUGUAUAAUAUAGAAUGAAACCCAAGCCCUCAUCUUCAGUGUUUUGCAGUAUGUAGGGAAGCAAUAUGUGUAAUCAAUGAUGGGAGGGUCUGGGAAGAGCAUUCAAGGCUUUGCGCAAAGGGUUGUUUUUUGACCAAGGACAUCUCUAAUUUUGGCUGAGUUUCCACCAUUUUGUUGCCGCUCAUACAGAGCUGAGCGUUGAUGAAUGGGGAAGUGCGUAGGGGUCAGGGUUGGGGUCAAUUCUAUUUCAAUUCCAGUCAAUGAAUUAAACCCAAUUCCACAUUUUCUUUCUAAAGAUUUGUUUAAAAUUGUGAGUCACAGGUGUGUUUUUGAAGGCUGUGUUUAAUGGUAAUGUGUUUUCUCUGGUUUACAUGUUGCUGAAUGUUUUCAGGUGGUGUCCUGUCUGUGCCUCAAGUGGCGCUUGAAGUAGAAUAUGGAAGUCAGUCAUCUGAUUGGCUUUGAGAAGGACUGUCUUCUCUUCAGUAUAACUUACUGCUCGUGGUCGCUCUUGUUUUAAUGAUUCCACUCUUUGAGCCUUAGUCCAAUGGCUGCGAAGCAUGGUUGGGGUCGAUGACAUUUUUCAAUUGAUGAUUUUCGAACGCAAAUUCAUGAAUUAAAAUAUCCUGAUUUAAAUAAUAAAAAAAUCAUUUUCAAUUCGACCCCUCAACCCUGCUGCAAACAGAUAAUCAGUUUCCUCUUCUCGUCAUUUCAGAAAUCAUACAUUCCUCUCAGCCAUACGACCCUGUUUGAGUUACCAACUGAAAAUGAUUGAAUGUGAAAUGAACCUGUAUAUUCCUACCCUCUGCUGGAUAUGAGGAUGCAGUUAUGUUGUGUUAGUCUGUCAUGUGUAUCAAUAUUAUGUGUACAUGUAGGGUUGGGGACAUAUUCCUCUCCCCCUUGGCCCUGAUUCCUCCUAAGAGAGGGGUGGGAACAGUCAAGUUUCUCUAGAGCCUCAGUGGGACUGUGAAUGUUCUUUAUUUCACUGUUGUGCUGUUAUGUCUACAAGUGUUCCAAUAAAGGCUACAACUUA